AUGUCUGACGCCGAAUUCGCAAAUGUAGAGUCUAAUGACGCCGCAGACAAAGACGCACACGCAACGACGGCGUCAGAAAUAGGCUAUUUGGAUAUGUCAAAAGAUGUUAGUAAAGAAAGGCACUCAGAUGACGCGAUAGUUGAUAGGAAAGAAGACAUAAUUCCGUCUCGACCGAGAAUACGUUAUACUCAAGAGCAACUACUGGCAUUAAGCCACAGCCCACUAGUAAAAAGGCCAGAUGCGUUGCCUCCCGUGAACUCUUGGUUUGGCGAACACAUCAAACGAGACAACAAGAAAUUGACCGGAGAUGGAAUAGAGGGUGAUAAUAAAAGCAAAACUUAUGGAGAGGGCUCGAGUAAAUUGAAAGACGAUGUGAUAGGACUAGGGAUUCCAAAGAGCCCUGCAUCAAGUGUUUCGAAAAGUCCAAAUGGUUCGGCACCAACUUCUCCGCGUCCUGCAGUUCAAGAAAAGAUUGUCUUAGGACCCCCGAAGAUGAAUUUUGCUUCAACUUCACUGGUAGGGCUGAAAGCUUCCGGGGAAAAGUUAUCUACAAGAUCAAACAGAACCGAUGGAUCGCGACGACAAACAGAUGAUUUAAUAUACACGAAACCUUCCAAUAAAGAAUUUGAACCACGAGCACCGCGAGGUCCAACUGGCGGACGAGGGUUUGUUGGCAGGGAGGCUUUGCGUGAGCGAAAUCUUGCCGAAAAGGCGUCUAAAGAAGUUAAUACUUUUUCAAGUAAUACAAACGGACGAUUAACAGCAGGCGCAAGACCACAUGAAACCACUAGAGUUGGAAUGGGCCAUAAAGACAAAACGAGCAAUUCGCGGCAUCAUAAUUACCAAGAAGAGCGCUCGGAGACACCAGAAUGGAUGAAUUAUAAUCCGCAAACGGACGAAACCAUGAAGAAAGGAAAGAAGAAUGAUGAUGACAAUAAAGCAUUUAUUGAUGAUAUUCAAGCAUGGAAGCAGAAAAUGAGAGAACAGGAAAAACAUAAGCAGCGUGUGGAAAAGGAUCGCAAGGAUCCGAAUGAAAGAAGUAGACCUCGUAGUAUGUCUCGUGCUGAUAGCAGCGUCUCAUGGAGAGCGGAUAGUAAACUCGUCGCAAUAGAAGGGCAUAUGACGGCGACAGUCGGCACUUCAAAUGACAAAGAGAAUAUCAUAAAAGAAGAUACAACGUUUGAUAUUGAUGUGAAACCGUCAAAGAGCACGAGCAAUGUGCCCAAUGUUGACAGACUAUUUGGCCUGGGUGGCUUAGAUAUUAACGCUCCUUUAGACCCCAAUUCUUCAGCGUUUGAUAAUUUUCUUUCCCAACAUAGACUUGCCAUUGCUGAAGAGAAUGUAGGGAAGACUAAUAACGUUAAAGAGCUGGAGGGUCCAUCUCGCGAACAAGAAACGUCACGAUUUGCAAGGUUCUUUUCCCACAGCACGGAUAAAGGUACUUCUAAUAUGGACAAUGUUGACGAAUCGAAGACAAACUCUAUGCCGACACAAGCCACAUCUACGUCUAACGAUGUACCUAAAUCGGGAGCAUCGAUAAAGUUUGAGACUUUGUUUCAAAAUCAGACGACAACUAACCACUCUACCCCACUGUCGCCAAGGACAACUACUAAUGAUGGUAAACGUAUGCUUUCAGAAGCAGAAGUACUGCAACGCCUUGGCGCCAGGCCUUCUUCGAAGUCUCAUGAUUUCGAUGACACCAGUGUUGAUGAUGUCAUGGGAUUCAAGAAAAUUCUUGCAGCUUUGGAAAAAGGCAAUAAUGCGAUGGAGUCACCCUCGAACUUUUCAGUACCCCCAUCUGUUCACGCACUACCGGCUUAUCAAUCAGGAUUAGCUCAUCAAGGGCUUCCCUUUAAUGACCCUUCUAUUAUCAUUGCUCAGAAACCGGUCAUGGGAAACAAGCCUCCUAAACUUGAAACGUCGAAUAGAGGAAUGAUUAUUCCUGACGCGAAUCCAUCAGAUUCCGUCAAGAAGAUUAAUAAUAUGUUGCUUGGAGGGAAUGUACCGACAUCCGUUUAUAGGCAGCUGAGCUCUAGGUCCGAUAAUGGUUCUAGGGAGUCAUCUGGAGCCUCUUCGCCUGCCCUUAAAUUUAAUGCCGCGAAGCCUUUGGUGUCUAGUUUUUCACGUUCGCCGAUUAUACCUCAAUCCCCGACGAUCUCAGACUUCCAUGGAUCUGAUUUCAAGGCUGCAGGGCCUCCAAGGUCGCCAGGUCUUCCGCAGGGUAAUUUCAACCCAUCCCCAUACCACGGCAUUCAUCCUCCCUAUUCUAAUGGACCGAAUAUGUCGUUAGGACGUGACUAUCCGCAACCGUCCCCACAACCUCCACCUCCGCCACAAUUAGGGCGUAAUAUUCCAGUAGAGCAAUUGUUUAACUUGGCACCACCACGGAACCCUCAACAACUUCAGUCUCAGUUUCAGCAAGCGUCCAUUCCAGUAUCACUGCAUCCACCUUUUGGACCUGCUAUACCGCAACAGUUUGCUGUUCCUUCGCAACCUAAUAUACUGCACCCAGGCGCUGAAGCUUUAUUUGCAAAUAUGCAUGGAUAUACACACUUCAUACCGAAUAUUGUCAAUAGUACUUUAGGACCUAAUUCUCUAUCAGGAAUGCCAUCAAAUACUGGUCUUCAACAACGUAGUAUGAUGACUUUGGAGGAGAUUGAGAGGCGCGGACUCGGUGGUCGAUAA
Paraglomus occultum is the source of this 2685-nucleotide messenger RNA. The record is from the annotation of a GenBank genome assembly. NCBI's taxonomy places the organism in Eukaryota, Fungi, Glomeromycota, Glomeromycetes, Paraglomerales, Paraglomeraceae.